Molecule: messenger RNA, 6968 nt
Organism: Sceloporus undulatus (fence lizard)
Lineage: Eukaryota; Metazoa; Chordata; Lepidosauria; Squamata; Phrynosomatidae
Gene: DGKG
Product: diacylglycerol kinase gamma
Exons: 27
Coding region: 311-3043 (910 amino acids)
Biological process (GO): intracellular signal transduction; diacylglycerol metabolic process; lipid phosphorylation
Cellular component (GO): plasma membrane
Molecular function (GO): ATP-dependent diacylglycerol kinase activity; calcium ion binding
Source: RefSeq, a predicted model, not a curated record
CAAAUGUGAACUUCAGAGGGGCAAAUUACAUCGAUCAAGGUUUGAAGAUUCUGGCAUUCUUCAUGAAGUCUUUUCUGAUGGCACUCCUCAGCACAGUGGUUUUAAGGACAGCUAUGAAGAAACCAGAUAAAACAUCCUCCAUGCGGAUCAGAAUUUGAUUUCUGUUAUACACAUCUAACAGCUGUGACAUAUGUACAGUUGGCAUGCAAACUGGAGCAAUGACCCAGAAAAAGGUCUAGUUCUAAAGGUGCAGUUUCUCCAAAGGCAUUUAUAAGAGGUGGGCAUUGCCUCCUCUGAAUUCACCUGAAAGAUGAGUGAUGGCACAUGGAUCACACUUAGUCCAGCAGAGUUUGCUCAGCUCCAGCAGUAUUCUGAGUAUUCCACAAAGAAAUUGAAAGAUGUUUUGGAAGAGUUCCAUGGGGAUGGUGUCCUAUCAAAAUAUAAUCCAGAACAGAAACAAGACACUCUAAACCAACCUAUUGACUAUGAAGGAUUCCAGCUCUUCAUGAGAACAUAUCUAGAGGUAGAUAUUCCUGAGGAGCUCUGCCAACACCUCUUCCUGUCUUUUAAAAGAAAAAUUUGCCAAUAUUCCCCAGAAAGCCAGCGGCAAAGUUCCAGCGUUCCACAGCUCAGCAAUCUUGAGUCCAAGACUAUUGAUACAGGCAUCUCCAUCCAGACUGAAGUUGCUUGUGCUCCUGUUACAGGGAUCAAUGGGAAAACUCUGCUCAGCACCAUGGGAAGGCACACACCUGAAUCCAAGAGCUCCCAGGGAAACCUGGCAGAGCAGCAAACAGCCUCCUUAAGUCCCACUCCAACCAAUGCCAAUGCCCUUGGGAACGCUUCACCAAGCUGGUCCAGGUCAUCAUCACAGAAAUCCACUGCUGGUACCCCUUCUGCUCACAAUUCCUCAGGGUCCUCCAAGAUUUCCUCAGGUUCUCUUCUAAGCCCACAGUCCCCAGGCUCCAGAAGCUUGGAGAAGAAAUUGCCAUUCAACCUUCGAAAGAGCCACAUCUCCCUGAAAACAGCCAGUCCACACCCACCAGCCCCGUCAUUGGCUCAGGUAGUCUACCUGAAGGACAUUGUCUGCUACCUGUCACUGCUGGAAAGGGGACGGGCUGAGGAUAAGCUGGAGUUUAUGUUUCGGCUGUAUGAUACAGAUGGCAAUGGCCUCCUGGACAGCUCGGAGCUGGAUCGUAUUAUCAAUCAGAUGGUUCAUGUUGCAGAAUACUUGGAGUGGGACUCCACUGAACUAAGACCGAUCUUGAAAGAGAUGAUGGAAGAAAUAGACUAUGAUCAUGAUGGAACUGUGACAUUGGAAGAGUGGAUUAGGGGUGGUAUGACCACCAUCCCCCUGCUAGUUUUGCUGGGCAUGGAAACAAAUGUCAAGGAUGAUGGGCAGCACGCCUGGAGACUGAAGCACUUCAAGAAGCCUGCCUACUGCAACUUUUGUCGCACAAUGCUGCUUGGUGUCCGGAAACAAGGCUUGUGCUGCUCCUUUUGUAAAUACACAGUCCAUGAAAGAUGUGUGUCAAAAGACAUUGCCCCCUGUAUCAGCACUUACGUGAAAUCCAAGAGAAACACAAAUGUUAUGCAGCACACAUGGAUUGAAGGGAACUCCCCAGCCAAGUGUGAUCGAUGUCAUAAAAGCAUCAAAUGCUAUCAGGGCAUUACCGGAUUACAUUGCGCAUGGUGCCAAAUCACACUUCACAACAAAUGUGCUUCUCAUGUGAAACCUGAGUGUGAUGGCGGGCAGCUGAAGGACCACAUCUUACUGCCUUCCAACAUCUGUCCAGUGGUUCUGGAUAGGCAAUCCCACCCAAGAAGAUCCGACAGUGAAUCACCAUCCAGCACUACUCCAGAUGACACAACCCUGACCUUCAGAUACAACACCACCACAUUGGAUGGACAUGGACUGCAGAUCACCCCUAACCCUGGAACACAUCCACUGUUGGUGUUUGUGAACCCCAAGAGUGGAGGGAGGCAAGGAGAAAGGGUUCAUCGAAAGUUUCAUUACUUACUCAACCCCAGACAAGUUUACAACCUGGACCGAGGGGGACCUACUCCUGGAUUAAACUUUUUCCGUGAUGCCCCAGACUUCCGUAUUCUGGCUUGUGGAGGUGAUGGGACUGUUGGGUGGAUCCUGGACUGCAUAGAUAAGCUAAAUUUAGCCAAGCACCCUCCUGUAGCUAUCCUGCCCCUGGGGACAGGCAAUGACCUUGCUCGCUGUCUACGAUGGGGAGGAGGUUAUGAAGGCGGCAAUUUAAUUAAAGUUCUGAAGGACAUUGAACACAGUAUCGAGGUCAUGCUGGAUCGAUGGCAAAUUGAUGUCAUCCCCAAUGACAAGGAGGAGAAUGGGGACCCCGUACCAUACAGUAUCAUCAACAACUAUUUCUCCAUAGGAGUGGAUGCAUCCAUUGCACACAGAUUCCACAUGAUGAGGGAAAAACAUCCUGAAAAGUUCAACAGCAGAAUGAAGAAUAAGCUAUGGUAUUUUGAAUUCGGCACAACAGAAACCUUUGCUGCCACCUGCAAGAAGCUCCAUGAUUAUGUGGAGAUUGAGUGUGAUGGAACAGUUCUGGAUCUGAGUAGCACUUCAUUGGAAGGCAUUGCUGUCCUCAACAUUCCCAGUAUGUAUGGAGGCUCCAACCUCUGGGGGGAAACCAAGAAGCAACGCAGCCUUAACCGGAUGAGCAAGAAAGCACCAGACAAGUUACAGUCUUCAGUGGUUAUUGAUGCCAAGGAGCUCAAAUUCUGUGUUCAAGAUCUCAGCGAUCAGCUCCUAGAAGUUGUGGGUCUUGAAGGAGCAAUGGAGAUGGGGCAGAUCUAUACUGGGUUGAAAAGUGCUGGCAAGAGGCUGGCCCAGUGUUCUUCUGUCACCAUCAGAACAUCCAAGUUGUUGCCCAUGCAGGUGGAUGGAGAGCCCUGGAUGCAGCCACCUUGCACAAUUAAAAUUACCCACAAAAGCCAAGUGCCAAUGUUGCUAGGGCCUCCCCAAAAGAGCAGCUUCUUCUUCCUGAGGAGGAGAAACCGAACCCGAGACUAAUCUGCAACCAGGCAAAGAACAAUCUUCAGAUGCAGCAAUUUCUCCAUUCCAGCCCAGCAGGGAAACCGUAUGGAAAAGAAAAUCUUUGUCCCUUCAGAUUUCCUGGCUUCCAAAACUGCUUUGGAAACAUCAGUCUGGUGGAGGCAGUGUUGUGAACUCUUAGUGGAAAAUAACAGGGUUGGCCUUCGGCAGCUGAACUGAAAUAGCGUUGUGGGUUUGUAUAUACAUGCACACAUAGCCACAUUCCCUAAAUAUCACUGGCAGGGAUAACACUAACAUUGAUGGUUUGCAAGGAUUUUGCUCCUUCCACAGUGCCACACCAUCCAAGGAGGGGAAACUCUCUCAAUUGCUCUGGUUGGCCUGUAGUGAAAGCUGGGACUCUUCUGAGGAGAGCUGUUCUGGGCAACCAUGAAUUACACCCAGCCCUGUCAGAAAGCAAACAAACAGGCAUGGAAACAGCAUGUCUGACGUAGCCCUGCAGGUGGGAUGUGGGAGCUUUUUCUAUUUUAUCCAGACUCCGUAGAACCCCGGAAGUUCCUGUCAAAACAUCAAACCUGGCAAGAAGUCGAGCUUUGCUUAUUUAUUUAUUAUUAUUAUUUAUUUUCAAAAGUAUGUCAGAAGACAUUUGGCAUCUCACUGGACUGCUUUUCAUGGUUGCCAAACCUGACACGUUAUUAGAAUGUUAUUUAUUUUUCUUAGUCUAGAAAACACAGAGGGGGAAGAGAAAAGGGAAAGAGAAAACAAAUCCUCCCCCCAUGUACACACACAUCCCAGACCCCAGUGACUACGGAGCCCAGUUUUUACAAGAACGAUAUCCUUUGCUAGCUUUUAAUACAGAACAGAAAAGCAAAGGUGGUUAGGCAUUCCAUUUCAGAAGUUCAUGAAUGCAGAAAGCUAUUAAUGCCAAAAGAAAAACAAAGAGUGAGGUCUACAGUAAAAAAGGCUUAAGCCUCCCCGCCCCCCUUUUUUUUGGAAGUAGAAAGCAAACUCAGGGUAUGUUAAUCAACCAUAGUUAAGCAUGAUGGCAACCUCAACAAAUCUGGGAAUACUUUAAAAAUAUAUGAUCUUUGGUAUAGUAUUGGUGAGUGUCCAGGAAAGAAAUAUACCAUUGUAGGCCAUGGAAACCCACCUCAGCCUCAGAGGAAGGCAAGGACAACACACACACACACACACACACACAAAUUAUAGCAAGAAAACCCCUUCACCUUCGGGUGGCCAUAAGUCAGAAAUGAUUUGAAGACACACAACAACAACAAAUAUGAUUUGGGAAAAUAUUGGCAAAAUCUGAUGGUUUCCCACAUCAGAUAGCCAGAGAAGCAGUGGUACAGUAUGGAUCUGUUAAUAUUUUUGUACUCUCUUUCCACUUUGGUGGGGAUUUCCCUCCUUUUUCUUUAGUAUGAACACAUUUAAUAUACCUGAAACUUUUUUUCCCCUGGCAGCUUCAAUUAAGCAUGAGCUCCUCCUCCAAUCUCUCUGUCUCUCAUCAUGGGACUGGUUUAAUCCACUGGUAAAUGAUGCAGGUCAAAUGUUGAUGUGUUACAAUAUGCAGCAAAGGUUUCAUUCAAAACCAAAUGCAAAUUCUAUGGCAGGUAUUUGAAUACCAUUGAGUACCAACUUGCGCUCAUUAUGAAAUUUAAUCAAACUCAGAGGUCAAACUAAAGCAGCAGAAUAAUCACACAGUGUUUUAAAGACCAGCAAUUGAGCAACAAAAAACUUAAACAGGUAAAUUAAAACAAAGUACCCAAAGCAUGAGAUGUUGUAGCUAUAUACACCAUCUUCAGUAAUGUGUAUCACCAAAAUAUCUUAGUUUUGAAUUUGUUCUUUGUUUUAAAUUAUCAAUUCUUUCUUUUUUUGUACAUCUGGUUGGCGGUCACUACACUGUGUGAUUGUUCAGAAGAUUGGAAAUAUGUGCAGUGUAUUGCCAACAGAUGGAUUUAUUAGAGAUUAGAACUCUGAGCCUACAAUUCAAGGCUGUAGUCCUGUACAUUCUUACCUGAGGACAAGUUGUUUUGAUCUCAAUAGAAUUGAUUUCUGGGGGUAUUCACUUACAGGGUUGCCAUGCAUACAGCUCACAAAUGCAGUAGGUUAAAAUGGUUUCUUUCAGUUAGGAAAUAAAUACCUGCUCACCUGGGAUUUUUCCAUUCUCUAGCACUUAUUUAACUUCAUGGGGUAUUGGUCAUAUUUUGGCCAAAAACACAGUACAGCAAGAACUGCUAUCCCAAACCUUGUUGGGUUUAGAUCCACAGCAUCUGUCUUGCUGUCAUCACGGAUUUUUGUUCAAGAGACACUGGGAGUUAGAAUCAGUAAACAGUUUGAAUGGGACUGUUCUUCAGAAUACAGCAACAAUUGGCAAAUAGACUUAUGAAUGAGGUUAUUGAUGACAUCAAUGGAAAUGAAUUUGAGCCAUAAGAGGACAUUCAUCAUGUAAGGUGCUUGUUUUGAAGCUUGGUUCUUUCUUCUUUGCUGCUCAGGGUCAACAAGUAUGUCCUGCUCACCUUUAUCCACAGAGAAAUAAGGAAAUAUUCACUUACUCUUCUUAUUGGGUGACACCAAAACUGUGCAAUAGGCUCUUUUCUUUAUAUCCAUGACAAAGAGGGGAAAGUUUCUGGCUUAUUCUUUAAAAGCUUGGGGAAAACUAAUGGCACAAACCCAUCUACAAAGCCUAUUUAUUUAACUGCUUAAAUAAGAGGAUAGAGAAAUGUUCUCAGUUAAUGUAAUUCUUUCUAAAUGAUGUCAUUUGACUUCAGCUAGAAAGAAAACCAUCUAACAUCUGAAUAAGCCAGGAAAUCUGGUGGAGACCUUGGCAUCCAUGACAACAUAACUAUAUCUUUCAUAGAUAGCCUAUAUUGCAAUCAUAAACUCCGCAUUGCUGAAGUGUUUCAGCUGGGACCUAUUCAAAGGUUGGUAUUUAUGUGACAGAACACUGACGGUUCUGCAAAAGAUGCAUUAUAGAACAAACUGUAAUGGUGAUGCAGUUGAGCUUGUACGUUUGGAUAUUUGGGGAUUUCUCCAGAAAGGAAACUGUUGGCCUCAAGAGUGUCUGAAACCUCUCACUGUUUUAUGCUGUGGGGCUCUUCCACAGCAGUGUUCACAGAGAAACUGUUUGUACCAGGGAUGGUGAAUGUAUGACUCUCAAGACGUUGUUGGAAUGCAACUCCCAUGGCCUCUUGCAAUUUGCUCUUCUGGCUAGAGCUCAUGCAAAUUGUAGCCCAAAAGCAUCUUGAGGGCCACUCUGAGCAAACCAUAUUGCCAUGUGCUGCUUUUUACUGCAUGUACCAGAAGAUAGCCCAUUUGCUAUUAGCUUCAUUCGUGUGCCAGCUUCUCAACUGCCCUGCUCUCUUUUCCAAAGCUCCCUUCCUGCCAUGUUCACCUGUCCAAUAAUCUUUGCUUCUAUGGAUCUUCCAUUACUCACCUGUAUUUUGCUUAUUUUCAGUUUUGGUUCUUAACCUAAAUGAACAAAAGAUCCUUGAUUCAGGUACAGCUUGUAUUCUUUUUCUCAAAUAUACUGUUUUCAAAUAUAUUGAUUAGCUUUUUGGUUUUGGUUUGGUUGUUUGCAUGUACGAUAAAUAACAAAGAAGAAGAAUUUCCUCAGAAGCCUCAGACUUUGGGUUGCCAGGCCAGGUGGGGAUAGCUCACUAGGACCUCUGGUCCCCUUUGGGAGUUCUAAAACAGCUUCAACCAGAUCUUAGCCAUUUAUCAAUUCUAUGAGAAAGCAAAAAAGAGGUAGUGUUUAGGUACUAGAUAUUUCAAAACCCUAGAAUAGUUUCUUAUGGUUUUUAUAACAAAUGGAAACAUAACAUACCCACCAACUGUCCCAGUUUGGCAGGGACAGUCUUGAUUAAUUCUUGGUUGUUUUACUCCUUCAGCUCUUUUAAAAUGUACCAGUUUCUCUCCCCUGCUCCAAUUUCCCCCCUUUGUCUUCAGU